Molecule: messenger RNA, 3136 nt
Organism: Camelus dromedarius (Arabian camel)
Lineage: Eukaryota; Metazoa; Chordata; Mammalia; Artiodactyla; Camelidae
Gene: LIG1
Product: DNA ligase 1
Exons: 27
Coding region: 168-2813 (881 amino acids)
Biological process (GO): lagging strand elongation; DNA repair; DNA biosynthetic process
Cellular component (GO): mitochondrion; nucleus
Molecular function (GO): DNA binding; ATP binding; DNA ligase (ATP) activity
Source: RefSeq, a predicted model, not a curated record
GCCGAAGUCUGCGCGCGAACGCCGUGGCGCGAAUUUGGGACUGCCGUGUAGCGCCGGGCGGUUCCGGGUGUGACGCUCAGGACAGUGGCGCGCGGGGCCGGCGCGAGGAGGAGCGGAGCGGAGGAGUGGAGGAGGAGAGGGGAGGGAAGAAUUCGGAAGCCGCCAUCAUGCAGCGAAGUAUCAUGUCAUUUUUCCAGCCCAAGAAAGAAGGCAAAGUGAAGAAGCCAGAGGAGACAUCCAACAGCACCAGAGAAACAGAGUCCCCUCCAAAGGCGGCUCUGAAAGAGCGGAAUAGAAUGGUGCCUGAGGGCGACUCUCCAGUGAAGAGGCCGGGGAGGAAGGUGGCCCGGGUCCUGGGCAGCGAGGGGGAGGAGGAGGAGGAAGCCCCCUCGCCCCUCAAAGGCCAGAAGCCUGCACCAGACUCUCCACAGAACUCCCCUCCCCAUCCUGUCACACUUCCCAAGAGCCCUUCCCUCUCCAACACCUCUCCAGCAGUCCUCUCCCCGCCGGCGAUCCCGGCGAUCCCAAAGCGUCGCACAGCCCGGAAGCAGGUUCCUAAACGGACAUUUCUGGAAGUCCUGGAAGAGCAGAGCAAGGACAGGGUCACAGAAGCCAAGAAGAAGAAGGAGGACAAAGCAGAACUAGAGACCCCAUCAGAAAGCCUCACGGAGCCUGAAGUGGGCAAAAAGGAGGAGGCAGAUGCGAAGGAGCAGCCCACGACGCCCCCCAGACCCCGAGAGACCCCCGAAGCCGAGCCCCUGACAGAAAGUGUUUGCAAGCCUGAGAUGGCAACGAAGCAGGGACCACAGGAGGACGGCCAGACACAGCCUCCCCGCCCAGCUGCCAAGACACUCAGCAGUUUCUUCUCCCCCCGAAAGCCGGCAGUCAAAAAGGAAGCUGAAGAAGAGGGACCUGGCUCUGUAAGAAAGGAGGCAGCCAAGGGACACCUGGACCCACCCAGCUACAACCCGGCCAAGAACAACUACCAUCCCAUUGAAGAUGCCUGCUGGCAGCCGGGCCAGAAGGUCCCUUACCUGGCCGUGGCCCGGACCUUUGAGAAGAUCGAGGAGGUUUCUGCUCGGCUCCGCAUGGUGGAGACACUGAGCAACUUGCUGCGCUCCGUGGUGGCCCUGUCACCUCCAGACCUCCUCCCCGUCCUCUACCUCAGCCUCAACCGCCUGGGGCCGCCCCAGCAGGGCCUGGAGCUGGGCAUUGGUGACGGUAUCCUUCUCAAGGCAGUGGCUCAGGCCACAGGUCGGCAGCUGGAGUCGGUCCGGGCCGAGGCCACAGAGAAGGGCGACGUGGGGCUGGUGGCCGAGAGCAGCCGCAGCAUGCAGAGACUCAUGCUGCCCCCGCCUGCCCUGACCGCCGCCGGUGUCUUCGCCAAGUUCCGGGACAUCGCCCAGCUGGCCGGCAAUGCAUCCACAACCAAGAAGAUGGACAUCAUCAAAGGCCUCUUUGUUGCCUGCCGCCACUCAGAAGCUCGGUUCAUCGCCAGAGCCCUGAGUGGACGCCUGCGCCUCGGACUGGCAGAGCAGUCAGUGCUGGCCGCCCUCGCCCAGGCCGUGAGCCUCACACCCCCUGGCCAAGAAUUCCCCCCGGCCGUGGUGGAUGCUGGGAAGGGCAAGACAGCAGAGGCCAGAAAGACGUGGCUGGAGGAGCAAGGCAUGAUCCUGAAACAGACGUUCUGCGAGGUGCCAGAUCUGGACCGGAUCGUCCCUGUGCUGCUGGCACAUGGCCUGGAGCAGCUGCCGGAGCACUGCAGGCUGAGCCCAGGGAUCCCCCUGAAACCAAUGUUGGCCCACCCCACCCGGGGCGUCGGCGAGGUCCUGAAACGCUUCGAGGAGGCAGCUUUCACCUGCGAGUACAAAUACGAUGGACAGAGGGCUCAGAUCCACCUUCUGGAAGGUGGGGAGGUGAGGAUCUUCAGCAGGAAUCAGGAGGACAACACAGGAAGGUACCCCGACGUCAUCAGCCGCGUCCCAAAGAUUAAACUCCCAUCAGUCACAUCCUUCAUUCUGGACACUGAAGCCGUGGCUUGGGACCAGGAAAAGAAGCAGAUCCAGCCAUUCCAAGUGCUCACCACCCGCAAACGCAAGGAGGUGGACGCAGCGGAGAUCCAGGUGCAGGUGUGUUUGUACGCCUUCGACCUCAUCUACCUCAAUGGAGAGUCCCUGGUACGUGAGCCCCUCUCCCGACGCCGCCAGCUGCUCCGGGAGAACUUCGUGGAGACGGAGGGCGAGUUUGUCUUCGCCACCUCCCUGGACACCAAGGACACGGAGCAGAUCGCUGAGUUCCUGGAGCAGUCGGUGAAAGACUCAUGCGAGGGGCUGAUGGUGAAGACCCUGGACACCGAUGCCACCUACGAGAUCGCCAAGAGAUCGCACAACUGGCUCAAGCUGAAGAAGGACUACCUUGACGGCGUGGGCGACACCCUGGACCUCGUGGUGAUCGGCGCCUACCUGGGCCGGGGGAAGCGGGCCGGCCGGUACGGGGGCUUCUUGCUGGCCUCCUACGACGAGGAGAGCGAGGAGCUGCAGGCCAUAUGCAAGCUGGGGACUGGCUUCAGUGACGAAGAGCUGGAAGAGCAUCACCAGAGCCUCCAGGCCCUGGUGCUGCCCGCCCCACGCCCCUAUGUCCGGGCAGACGGCGCCGUGACCCCCGACCACUGGCUGGACCCCAGCGCCGUGUGGGAGGUCAAGUGCGCCGACCUCUCCCUCUCCCCCAUCUACCCCGCUGCCCGGGGCCUGAAUCCACACGCGGACCCUGUGCUGUUCGGCCUCCGGGCGCUGAUAGCAAUGGCAGCGGCGUAAGAGCAGCCGCGGCAGCGGGCGUUCCAGCACUCAGCCACCAGUCACCGGUCCCCAGCACGCGAUUACCUCAUUUAAUUUGUACGACGGCCCUCUGCUCAGCUGCAUUGUUCUGGUCAGGAACCUGAGGCCAGAGGUGCAGGAGGAGGGUUAAGGAGGAGACUUUGGGUGGGGAGUCGCGGACUGCGGGCUGGACCCGCGUAGGGCCCCACCUGCACUGUCGUCUCCGCCAGGUGGACAGCGAGAAGGGCAUCUCCCUGCGCUUCCCGCGGUUUCUGCGCGUCCGGGAGGACAAGAAGCCGGAGCAGGCCACCACCAGUGCGCAG